This is a messenger RNA of Camelus dromedarius (Arabian camel), 3018 nucleotides long. It is a transcript of the gene CD164, whose product is annotated as CD164 molecule. Gene Ontology annotation, cellular component: lysosome; endosome. The coding region runs from base 123 to 722 and encodes 199 amino acids. The transcript has 6 exons. The record is from RefSeq and is a predicted model, not a curated record. NCBI's taxonomy places the organism in Eukaryota, Metazoa, Chordata, Mammalia, Artiodactyla, Camelidae.
CGUGACCCCGGCGCGCGCCCGUAAGGGGAGCGGAGUCUCCGAGGCGGCGCCUUAGGGAAUAGAGGGACAAACGCAGCGUUGGGUGCCUCAGUCUUCGCUCGAAAGUCAUUCCCAAGGACGCGAUGUUGGGACUCUCCCGCCCGCUGCUUUGGGCGGCCGGUUGCCUGGCCGCUCUGUGCGUGCUGACCGCGGCUCAGAGCUCCGAUUUGACCCCGAACGUGACUACACCCACUACUUCACCGACGACCACCAAGAUAGCCCCGGUGACGACGACGACGCAUCCGACGGUCACCACUCCAGCACCUGAAAUCUGUGAAAGCCGCAAAAGCUGUGUUUCCUGUUUUAAUGCUAGCACUGCUAAUACUGCCUGCUUUUGGAUAGAAUGUAAAGGUAGAAGCUAUUGUUCAGAUAAUUCAACAGUUAGUGAUUGCCAGGUGGUGAAUGGCACAGAAUUCUGUUCUGUGCCCACUACCACACCGUUGCCAACCAGUUCUACAGCUAAAACCACAACUCUGCCUUCCCCUUCUACAACUUCCACCACAGCUACUACUACAGGUGCAACUAAUACCACUUUAACUCCGACUUCACAACCUGUGAGGAAGUCAACCUUUGACGCAGCCAGUUUCAUUGGAGGAAUUGUCCUUGUCUUGGGUGUGCAGGCUGUAAUUUUCUUUCUCUAUAAAUUCUGCAAAUCUAAAGAACGAAACUACCACACUCUGUAAACAGACCCACUAAAUUAACAAGGACUGGCAUGUAACUCACUGAAACCAAAAUAUUAUCUUUCAAGAUGUCCCACAUGGAAGACGCUAUUCCAGGAUCUUUAAAAUUUCAAAGGAUGCAUAUAGGAGCAUCACCCUUGAAGAAAAAAAAAAUCAGUUAAAUCAUUUUGCUCAAUGGGAAUAUUUAAAAUAUUCUGCAUGAAUCCUUGUGGCUGUCUUCUUUUAUUUUAAAUGGCUGCUGCUGUGGGAUUAUAUUCUCUCUUCUUGAAAUGCCAAAUGUAACUCUGUACGUGAUGGAAAACAUUGUCCUGCACAGACAACCUCAUGACUCUUUUGGCAGUUUAAAUGUAGUCAUUUUAAAGCCUGAAAGCUGCAUUAUUUUCAUCCUAACUCAGGAUGUAGUCAGAAUUGAGAAGAAUGUGCCAAAUGAGCAUCAAUCAGGUGGAUUUUUUGGUUAUCAUUACAAAAGUGGAAUAAAUUUAUAAAUUUAGUAUCCUUAGAGUAAAAUUUUGUGCUCGAUAACAGUUAUUUUUUCUACAUUAGAAAUAAGAUGCCACACAGGGAAUUACAUUCCAGAUUUAAAGAAAUGAAUGAAAAGAAUACAAAACAUUAAAGUAUAGUAGGUUGUUCAUACUUGUGAAGCACCUUAUAUCAUUGAGAAAAUAAAGAACAGUGCCUUAAAAGCCAGACUGAAAGGUAGAAGAUAACCUAGCAUGUUGGUGAUUUGUUCUUUCUCAUUAAUGAAGGGAAAGGUUGGUCUGAGGAUGUAACUGUUGAUCUGAGCAGUAGUAAACCUGUUUUUAGAUACCAUACUGUUACCUUCUUUAUUUCAAGCCUAACUUAAAGGAUGUUAUACAAAGUCAGAAUCCUUCGUAUAUUAAUAAGCCUCCCAACAUUUUUCUUGUGGCUGUUAAAAGGUAUAAAGUUGAUUUAAUUAUAUUUUCCUUUGUACUUCAAAAAAGUAUCACUGUUGUACCUUGAAAGGAUUUCCACCAAACUUUCUUGAAAAGCAACUUCUGUGAGCCAAGAAGGAAAUAAGUUGUUUUAGAAUCAUUUACUAACAAUUUAAAUAAGACAAUCAUUUUAAGUUUUGAGACAGCGAGUAUGAGCAGUGUAAUUUCAGAAAAUCUAAGGAUUUGGACUUGAUCCGAUUACUGUAGAUUUUUAAUGAUGAUUGCCCUGGAUAAACAGAUUGUGCUUUUCCUUUUUCCUCCUCUCCCAUCUUUCUUAGUUUCAAUUCCUGUAGUAUGAUAAACAUGUGUACUUUUAUGUCUUUAGUUUUUCUAUGAAGUGGUAGUUUUUUCAGCGUUAGAGGGAUAUUUUUUCCCUGCCUUUGACACGUUGGGUUAGUUCAGGGGCUUAAAUUAGUUUGAAGUGAGCUUUUGCUUUUCUAGGUCAUUAAGGUUUUUUGUUUUAGUUUCUUUAGCCUGUAGUGGCUGAGUUUAGCACUUGGUUUUCGGUACUUUAUAGUAGGAAAUGACAAGUUGCUUUAGUCCAUUUCAUAAGCCAAAAUUCCUUGCAUUUGGAUAAUUAAAGGUCCUUAAAAUGGAGAUUUACUGUUUCUUUGUUACUUGCUGGUACAGCUAAAGUUUGUUUUAUGUGCACAUUUGUACAUACACCUAAUGUUUUCAAGUGCCUUAAUUGUUUAAAAUCUCUGGCUUCAAAGGUUUUUGGGAAAAGGUAGGCUUACCUCACAUUCUUGUGUUUCCCUCAGUAGUAAUAUUCUAGGUACCUCACAGAAUUUUAUUAUGGUGCCAUGGCUGUUUUUAGUGAGUGCUAUAAGAUAGAAGAUUUAGUUGAAAAUUCACAGAAUUUCUAUUCCUCCCAAAGUGACAAAAAUUAGCUACAGUGCUAUAAUUGUCAUUUACCUAGAUACAAAUACCUUGCCACAUGUUAACACUGUAGCUGUUUUUGUGAAAGGGUAGCUGAUGAGGCCUCUCAUCUUCUGUAAUUUGGAAUACUGCUCUAACAGAAUCAUAAUAUGGAAUUCAAUUUUGCAGGAAAAGCUCUUAAAACAACUCACGGCCUUUUCCCUUCUUCCUUUAGCAGUUUAGUAUCUUGAGCCAUUAAUAAUUUUUUUUUUAAUCCAGAAGGUAUAUAGAAACCUUUUCAGAUUUUUCAUCUGAUUUGUUCAUGCAGAUGUAGUUCUAUUAAAAUCCCUUGUUUUACCUUACAGACAUUUGUUGCACAGGCAGACACUGCUGUAUUUAGAAAUUUCUAUUUCAGUUCAUUAAAAACUGCAAAACCAAUCUGUAUCAUGUACCAAACUGAUUUAAAAUAAACCUACAUGUUUAUUGGA